Tetrapisispora phaffii CBS 4417 is the source of this 3015-nucleotide messenger RNA. It is a transcript of the gene ALY2, whose product is annotated as Aly2p. The coding region runs from base 1 to 3015 and encodes 1004 amino acids. NCBI's taxonomy places the organism in Eukaryota, Fungi, Ascomycota, Saccharomycetes, Saccharomycetales, Saccharomycetaceae. The record is from RefSeq and is a predicted model, not a curated record. Gene Ontology annotation, cellular component: cytoplasm; cytosol. The transcript has a single exon. Gene Ontology annotation, biological process: ubiquitin-dependent endocytosis. Gene Ontology annotation, molecular function: ubiquitin protein ligase binding; protein-macromolecule adaptor activity.
AUGCUACAACCAAACUCGAUUUUGUCCCCUGUUUUUCCAGUCGAGAAGGACGUCGAUGUUUCUACAGAAGAAAUACCAUUGAUACAAACUGUAAAUGUACAUGUUUUCAUACAGUUAGCUGAACCAGCUGUCUUUAUACAAGGGUUCAGUUCUCAAGAGAUUCAACAGAGACCUCCUUCCCUGCUGAGGGGGUCUUUGAUUGUAAGGGUGUUAAAACCUUCGAAGUUGAAAUCCAUUACUUUGAAUUUUAAAGGUUACGCUAGGACAGACUGGCCGGAAGGGAUCCCUCCCAAGAGACAAGAAUUUGUGGAGAUCAACGAUAUAGUGAAUCAUACAUGGCCUUUUUACCAUGCACAUUCAUCCUCAAAUAAUAACAGGCCACAUGAACAUAUUAACUUGAAUCCAAGAUCACCACGAAACUCUAUAAUAGCACUGCAAGAUAUGGAUAAUUCCUUGGAUGAACUCGAAGAUCCAAUUAUACAAGAGAGUGGUGCUUCAGUGUUUAGGAGCUUACCGACAGAUGUUAAUGUCGGUGAACUAUCCCAUAACCCUUCGUUACUUUCCGUAAACAAUGCAAAACAGAGGACUUUGAAGUCUGAGGGGAGUUUUUCAACCACGCACUCCACUCCACCAACAAGAUCAGAUUCAAAUAAUAAAAUACAUAAAAGCAUGUCACCUUUUGGUUUUUUCAAAAGGGACUCAUCAACAGUAAGUGCCACCACUGAGUUGAACUCAAGUGGCGCAAAUAAUUCUAAUUCCAACAUAAAUACCAAGAACAACAGAUCAUCAAUAUUCUCAGAUCUAUUGACAAAUACAUUUUCAACUCUUUCUGAUGCUAGUCCUAGUGCAAACGCAAAUGCUGUAAAUUCCUCUGCCAUGAACAAAAGUUUCUCAAGCUCAAAUAUAAACACCAAUAAUACAUCAAGUACAAUCACUAACAAUGAUAGUUUCACCUUCCAACCAGGUGAUUACAUCUAUACAUUCGAACAAGCUAUCCCUUGUUCAUACCCAGAGUCUAUAAAAGCUGAUUUUGGUCUUGUUGAAUAUACUUUAACAGCUACCAUCGAAAGACAUGGUGCAUUCAAGUCAAAUGUAAUUGCCAAGUUACCAGUGAAUAUAUUAAGAACACCUUCCGAUACCUCCAUUGAGGAGACAGAACCAAUUGCAAUCUCAAAGAAUUGGGAGAAUCAUCUUCAUUACGAUAUCAUGAUAGCAUCAAAAGAUGUUAUAUUGGAUGCGUUUCUUCCCAUUUCAUUCAGCUUUUCUCCAUUGGAUAAAGUCACUUUACACAGAAUUAGAAUAUAUUUGACCGAAACAAUGGAAUACUAUUGUAAAGGCAAAAAAGUCCAUAGGGUUGAGCCAGUUAAGAAAUAUUUGUUAGCGGAACAUAAUGGGCCAAUACUGAAGCCACUUCAACCCGGUGAAAAGUCAACAAAAGCAAAAUACUUGGGAAACUUACUAAUUGAUGAAAAGACAGGUGAUGUAAUGAAUAAGGAUUACUCAUUUGAAGUUUUUAUACCAAGCGUCUUCUCAAAUAAGCAAAAGUUACAUCCUGAUACAGCAUGUGAUAAGAUAAAAGCGUCACAUUGGAUCAAACUAAGUUUAAGAUUAUCAAAAAUCACUGAUGGGAAAAGAAAACAUUAUGAAAUAGUAAUCGAUUCUCCUAUCCAUGUUUUAAACAGAUUAUGUGCUCAUGCAAACACACUUUUGCCAUGCUAUGAUCCACAUCCCUUGAAUAUGCAUCUUGAAGAUUCUUCGUUAGAUAUGUUUGCAAGUGAAAAUGGUACGACCGAUGGACAGAAUAAUAAAGGUUUUUCAAAUCCAAAUGUAGUAGACCCGCCUUCUGUCCAUGAAUCCAAUAUUUUCUUUCCGAAGGAAAUCUUAUUAUCUCCAAUGUUAUCACCAGAUGUUCAGACAGAAUUGCAUAAAACAAAUCAUGAAAGUGUAGCUUCUGCAUUAUCAUCAGCCCAUGAUAGCAUCUCAGUGAUUCCAAAUGAAGUAUUCAACACUCCAAAACUAAAAUCUAACAUAUACCAACCAGAUUCAUUAAGUAGAGAAUUAACAUUUGCACAAGCUGUCCCAUUAUCUCCAAUCAACUCACCAAUCCUCCAAUCUUCUGCUCUUUCGGAUGAUGAUAUUGAACCUCCAACUUUUGACUUUGACGCAAUGUCUCUCAACUCCUCAAAAUUUGAUAAUAAUGGCUUACCACUAAACCCGCCCUCGUACAGUAAAGUCGAUACAGCAAAUAUUCAUGGCUCAGAAGGAUGGUUUGCAAAUGGUUCAAAUAAUGGUAACCUUCUUACAGCCAAUAAUAGAAUUUCUACAUUGAGAUUGGAUCAAAAACCUUUGUCAAGAAGUGGCAGUUUAUUAGGUGUUCAUAAGAGUAAUAAAGUAUUCAAAGAUAUCGAUGAAGAUGAUGCAGAUGGUGACAUAACUUCGACUUUUACUUCUCGCAGCUCUACAAGUGCAUUAAAGUUAAACCAAAAUAGUUUGUCUUUAAAUCCUAAGUUAUGGAGAACUAAGCAGAAUGGUUUGCAAGAUAAUCUUCCUUCUACUAUUAGACAUGCUAACUCUUCUUUUAACGAUCUAAAUAAUAUCUUUGCAUCAGAUAAUGAAACUGAUGAAACUGAAGUAGAUGAUUUAUCUGAUGAGGAAAUUUCAAAGACUUCAUCCGUGAUAAAUGAGUCGGUAGAUGAUUCUAAUAUAGAAGGUGCAUCAAGGCUACCAUUAUUAAAUGGCAACGACUCUACGGCUGAUAUGGUCGGUGAUGAAUCAUUCUUUGCUUCAGCAGAUUUGUCUGAGGAACUGAUAAGAACUCAACCAAUUAAUACUCUCGAUUUUUUUAUACAAAACCAUAAUUCUCAUAUGGUCCCCAACCCUAUUUUUGGAGAACAAGAAAAAUCUAGAGGUGUACCUCAUGACUAUUCUUUGCAGGUUGCUAAUGCAAACCAUGUUUUAGAUGACUUUAAAAGUACAAUUCAUGAUUCAAAUAAGGAUGAAACUCCGUUAUCUUGA